Molecule: messenger RNA, 831 nt
Organism: Drepanopeziza brunnea f. sp. 'multigermtubi' MB_m1
Lineage: Eukaryota; Fungi; Ascomycota; Leotiomycetes; Helotiales; Drepanopezizaceae
Biological process (GO): peroxisome fission
Cellular component (GO): peroxisomal membrane
Source: RefSeq, a predicted model, not a curated record
AUGUCGGUAGAUAAGCCCUCGCUACCAGGUGGGCCAGCGCACUUGGUCAGCUCCGGGAUGGACGAGAGGAUAGCGCGGAUGUCGAAAAUACUGUCUACCUCCUCCGGAGUGGAUGCGACCUUGACCUUCGUCGGCUACGGACUCUUCCUCGUCGGCUCCCAAGUCUCCAAGCUCGAGUCCCUCGCACUGCCAGCCCUUUCCCGCCGCAACACCUCCCCCUCCUCCCAAAAAUCCCACGCCAAUGCCCCCCUUCUCCUCAAGCUCGCCGCCCUCGCCUCGGGCGCAAAGAACCUCGCCGCCAUGUGCGCCGAUGUCCGGACCUUCACGCGGCUGUGGGGCCUGCUGGGCGUCUACGCCAUGGCCAGGAGGCAGUACCUGGAACCCGCGAGUGACGCGCUGACGCGCGCCGUGACGUGCACGCAGACGCUUUCGCUGGGCCUGUACUACUUCUACGAGAACGCGUACUACCUGGCCGGCAAGGGGGUGCUGCAGGGCUGGACGCGGGAGGACAUUGGGCGCUGGGCCCGCGUGAGCAUGAGGCUGUUCCUGGCGUAUGUGGCGAUGGAGUACGUGCGCCUGUACCGGGCGAGACAGUUGCGGCUGGCGAGGAAGCAGCGGGCGAUGGUUCGGGGGGUUAGCGAUGCGGAGAGGAGGGAGUUUGCGGCCGAGGAGGCGGCGUGGACAAAGACGGCGCUGAUCAAUGUUGCCUAUACGCCGUUGUGUCUGCACUGGGUCUCGGAGAAAGGGAUGUUGAGUGAUGGCGUUGUUGGGGCCUUGAUGUCGUAUGUGGGCUGGAUCAAGGUCAAGGGCGCCUGGGCUGCGACUGCUUGA